UUUGAAGAGGAAUAAUCCUCAGUGAUCAUCAUGACCUCUCCGCUCUCCAUCCUGAGGAAGAACAGGCGCGCUCCUCUACCGCAGAGUCACAGUGAGAGAGAGAGGAGGACUGAGACAGAGAGGAGCCCUGCAGACCUCUUCUCCAGGAGACAGCCGGGGUCGGAGGUCACGGACAGCCUCAUCAACCCUCUCAUGUCAAAGGUCACGGUCAGAAGGAGACCUAAAGAGGUGUCUCCACCCACAGACUUCGAGCUGAUGUCCAGCAUGAUGCAGAAACUCGCUCAGUUAGAGAGGAAGGUGACGUCACAAGCGCUGGAGAUCAACAAGAAGACGAGAAGAACCGAAGUUCUGGAGGAGAAGCUUCAGCUCCUGCAAGAGAAAGCUCAGAGAGAGCAGCAGCAGGAUGAAGAGGACCUGAGGAGGAAGUGCAGCAGGCUGCAGAAGCAGGUGUGGGAGAUGGAGAAGUUUCUGAAUGAUUAUGGGAUGAUCUGGGUGGGAGACGGAGACGGAGACGGAGAGGUCGAUGAAGUUGAAACUGAAGAAUCCUCCCGACAGCGAGGAGCUCCCUGGGUCAGGAGUUUCCCGGUGAACUUUGACCUGCUGCUGCAGAGGAUUCGGGACCUGAACGUGGUGGCGGGGGAGGGAGGAGCUCACAUCACCUUCGUUCCUGGAGGAGCCAAACUGACACGCGAGCCGGCUGUGGACCUGCAGCUCUACAGGAACGGCCUGGUGCUGUCUCACGGCCCAUUCAGACCCUACACACAGCCCCGAACACAGAGGUUCCUACAGGACCUGAUGGACGGAUUUUUCCCCUUGGAGCUGCAGGACACGUUUCCCCAGGGUGUUCUCUUUCAGGUGAUUGACAGGCGGGAUGAGGAGUUCAGGGCGGAGUUUCCAGGGAAAGGUCACACAACGGGUGGACAAGAACAGGAAGUGAUGCGUUACAGACAGGAAGCGAGUGAAACACAGCGGAGUGUGAGCCCCGGCCGCGCAGCAGAGAGAAAGUUGUCGACGCAGCAGUUCCUGAAUAAACUCCCGGAGUGUGUGGUGAAAGCAGGGAACUUGAUUGAGAUUCGCUCGGCACUCAGACACCAUCUGCAGGAUGCCGACCGUGUUGAGAGGUGUGUGAUAGAAACUCCUGCGUCACAGACACUGAGGGAACGACCAGAGUGUGAGAAGGCGUCUGAGAUCUCCAGACUGCGGGUGAGAUCUGAAGACGGAGAUAAGACGUUUCUUCUGAUAAUGUUCUUCUCCGAGACAAUCGGACAUUUACGCCGAUACCUGGACUCUCACCGGGGCUCAGGACCUCCUUAUGACAUCAUCAGUGCCUUACCACAUCGGCGUUGCCAUAGCGACGACAAACAAACCCUCCUGCAGUGCGGCCUGACGCCCAGCGCCGCCCUGUUGCUGUGGCCCCGCCCACUAGUGACAUCAUAGAACCGCAAACAUUUACAAAGACGAAUCAAAAGACUGUUGGUUUCAUUUUUAAAUACUGUACGACUGUCUGGAGGUUUUAUUAUAUAAAAUUAUUUAAAAUUUCAGAAACUUAGUGUUUAUUAGAAAUUAAUGUUUGACUUUCACACUAAAACACAUCAUUAAAGCUCAUCAUCUAAAGCAUAUAUAUAAAAAUUCAGCCAAGCGAGUACUGCGUAUACGAGGGAGAGUCAAAAAUUAUCCACACUUGUGCUAUAUUAAGCCUUCUGUCUUCCCAGUCACU
Clarias gariepinus (North African catfish) is the source of this 1717-nucleotide messenger RNA. RefSeq names its product UBX domain protein 11 (gene ubxn11). The record is from RefSeq and is a predicted model, not a curated record. Gene Ontology annotation, molecular function: ubiquitin binding. Bases 31 to 1437 code for a protein of 468 amino acids. Gene Ontology annotation, biological process: proteasome-mediated ubiquitin-dependent protein catabolic process. NCBI's taxonomy places the organism in Eukaryota, Metazoa, Chordata, Actinopteri, Siluriformes, Clariidae. The transcript is spliced from 14 exons.